GAUCGCAGCCAACACUCCUUCUGGAGCAAGAUCCAUCAGACCCUGAAAUCUACACUGGAGAACCAGUCAAACUCAGUUGUAACAUUAAAGAGAAGACGUCACAAUGGGGAUAUCUGUGGAAAAAAGAUUCAGCACAAGUAAACAGCGAUCACAUUUACACUAUCUCCAGUGCUGCACCCUCUAAUAAUGGGUUAUACACUUGUCAAGUAGGAAGGAGAGGAAUCACAUUUUCAUCUACACAGUCUAAAAAACUGAUUAUAAAAGAACGGCCUCAACUGAAAUUGUCAUUAGAGUCUCAGUGGAAUAUAUUUUACCCAACUGAGAAAGUGACUCUGAAGUGUUCAGUCGAUAAAGAUUCAAAUGAAUGGGGCUAUGAAUGGUUUAAAAACAAAGCUCCGCUUCACGGGGACAAAGACGUUUCCUUAUCUGGAAACACACUCUUCAUCAGCUCAGCUAAAGUCAGUCAUUCAGGACAGUACACCUGCAGAGGAAAAUAUAUGAAGAGACCGACAGUGACUACAAAUCAAUCUGAAGCUGUGCAACUUCAAAUUAAUGAUACCACACCAAAAUCACACAUUACAAAACAUGAGUGGUUUGAACCCUUCUACACUGAGGAGCGAGUCCAGCUUCAUUGUAACAUUCCAGGAGAUGGUUGGGAAUACCACUGGCAUAAAGACUUAAAUCCUCUGACCACAAAUCCAGAAUUCACAAUCAACUCAGCAUCUGUCAGUGACAGUGGUGUUUAUCAAUGCAAAGCACAGAGAGGAGACUUCUCAGUGGACAGUGAGACUGUACAAGUGCAAGUUGAAGCUCGUCCAUCUGCCUCUCUAAAUCUGGAGACUGAACUGAGCGACAUCAUGACUGGAGAAGUGACUCUCAGGUGUAACGUCUCAGACGGGAGACAGUGGAACUACACCUGGUACAUGAACGGACAGCAGCUCAACGAAUCCUCAGAUGUACUCAAAGUGCCAGGAAAUGAAGAAACAAUCAAAAGUGAAUUCAAGUGCCAAGGAAUAAGCACAGUGAGACCAUUGUACUCCACUCUGAGUGAAGGCUUCAUAGCUAAUAAUAUAAUAUUCAAAAGAAAAAUACUGCUGGCCAUCUCAGGAUGUCUCGUCUGCUGUAUUGUAAUCCUGAUCAUUGGAUGCAUCGUUUUAAAAAUCACCCGUAAACCAGCAGAGGCAAAAGAAACAGCACCAGAGGACUUGUUUUUCUCAAUGACAGACUCCAAGAACCAAACUGUUUCACCCAUGAAGGAGUACAUGGACAACAAACCAACAGAGCUGGAGGAAUGUAAGGAAAAAGAAGAACUGAUCACUGAUCGUGCUUCACCCGUUCAUGAGGAUGGAGUGAUUAAAGAUGAAGAAACACCAGCAUCAGAAGCCAAUGGCAUGAAAUCAUUUACAGGACUCUGAAGCAUUUUGCCAGCGAUCAACGUCAUGAUGGAGUUUCUGCAUUUGCACUGAGGCACAGCAAAAUGAGAUACGCUUUUUUUAAAAUGACCGCAUUAGCAUGGCACUUUGUCUAGUAGCAGCUGCACUUUUGUACACUUUUAAAAGCUGAAAAAAAAGCUUGUUUAGGGUUUUAAAAAUGUAGAAUUGAACUGCAGUGUUGUGGAGACAUACUGCUGUAAAUAAAAACAGUGAUUGUAGGGGGAGAUUAAUUAAUGGACCGCAGGAAAAUUACAAUUAACAGAAGAAAAAAAAAUAUUUCUGUACAUACCCAUACCACUGCAAAUACUAGAACACAAUACCAUAAAAACAAAAAAUACUGAUUGUAAUACAUCUACUGGAUUGUUUUGUUAUUGUAAUUUAUUUGCAUAUUGAACAACAGCUUUUUUUACGCCUUUAUGUGAGUAUACUUUUUCUUUUUUUUUUCUUUUUUUUUUAAGAUUUUAAGUGUUUUAGGUAUGGAUUAUUUACAUUUAAAUAAACAAGUUUGUUUAGCUCAAUGCUGCAAUAAAUUAAUGAUCCUUCACUUAUAAUGAUUCAUAACAUUGUGUUAUUUUUUUAGACACCACUUUUGAAUAAUAUUUAUGUUAAGUGUCAAAAAGGAAUACAGUUCACAUAUACUACAUACAGGAGGCCUGGUGAAAAAAACAGCAUAUGCUGGUAGGUAAGUUUUGAUGCUGGUUUAAGAUGGUCCUUAGCUGGUUUAUGCUUGUGUUGCUGGUCAAGGACCAGCAUGGACCAGCAUACACCAGCUGAAGACCAGCAUAAACCAGCAAAGGACGAGCUUAAACCAGCAUCAAAACACACAUAACCAGCAUCCCAAUGUCAAAACAUAUCUACCAGCAUAUUGCAGGAUUAGUAGCUAGUAAGAAAAUUGCAAUUUCCAAGUCUUAUAUUACUAUAAUGCAUAGCUAAACUAUAAUUAAGUAAAAUUAUAAAACAGUAUCUGGUAGAAAUAAUACUAGCUAAUACUAAAUAUAUUAAGUUUUCUUAUUAGUUCAACAAGUUUCUGGGCCUUUUUACUUUUCAUAUAUUCUAAAGAAGGAAAGUAAUUAUAAAGAAAGUCUUUUUUUAAAAACAGAAAAAUUAGGUUUUGUCUUCAUACAUUUGCAUUUGUGAAGAAAAAUUUUGGCCAGAACCAACAUUAUAUUAAUGAAAAAAUCAUUCUUUUUAUCAUCUAACAUUAUCAUUCCGAAGAUAAUGUGGUUUCUAACAAAAUUGGGCAGUGACUGGAUUUUUGUCUCCAACCAAUAAGACAUAUUUUCCCAGAAAAUUCUGGAAUACACACACACACAAAAAGAUGAUCAGUUGUCUCUAUGUCAACUUGACAGAAAAUACAGGCAUUUUCUUCAAAAGUGUCUUAAAAACUCACCCGAGGGAUAUAUACCAUUAAAUAUUUUGAAAUGAGUUUCCUUUGCUUUAGAAGCCACUGGAAAGCUAAUAUAUUGCGUCCGUAGUUUUUUAAUAGUUGGUUUAUCAUAACCUUCCAAAAUAUUGUUGUGGUAUAAAGAUAUUGGAUAUAGUACAGAAUUGAAACAAGAGCGAAUAAUUUUGUUGGGAAGCACUGCUUUGAGGCCGUUACCAUUAAAGAGAAGUGAUGGGAGUUCACAUGAUCCAUCUGGAAUGUUGACAACAGUGUUUUGUACUAAACUUAUAAAACUUUUUGGAAUGGCCUUUAAAACACGCUCAAAUUGCUUAUGUCCACAGUGUAAAUUGUAUUUGGAACAGAAGUCACUGACCAGCGCUUGCUCAUGGCAGAUGUGAAGUAAGAGAUCUUGAUUUACAUGAAGAGGGAUGGCAAGACCCCUAUUUACACUUUUUUUUUUUUUUUUUUCAUUUUUAUUAUUAUUUAUUUAUUUUUCCCUUUCCUUUCUUUUUAAAUCUUUUUCACAGAAUAUAUGUAAUUUUUACUGGUACUCUGUAUCUGUUUUGUUAGAUAUGUGCCUUGUUAGGUAUCUGUUUACUUACAUUUGUUAA
This is a messenger RNA of Labeo rohita (rohu), 3428 nucleotides long. RefSeq names its product netrin receptor unc-40-like. The annotation marks the transcript as partial. The record is from RefSeq and is a predicted model, not a curated record. Lineage: Eukaryota; Metazoa; Chordata; Actinopteri; Cypriniformes; Cyprinidae. Gene Ontology annotation, biological process: cell surface receptor signaling pathway. The transcript is spliced from 10 exons. Gene Ontology annotation, molecular function: transmembrane signaling receptor activity.